Messenger RNA from Vitis vinifera (wine grape), 2694 nucleotides. Its product is annotated as protein REPRESSOR OF SILENCING 3. The transcript has 5 exons. Gene Ontology annotation, cellular component: nucleus. Gene Ontology annotation, molecular function: RNA binding. The record is from RefSeq and is a predicted model, not a curated record. Lineage: Eukaryota; Viridiplantae; Streptophyta; Magnoliopsida; Vitales; Vitaceae. The coding region runs from base 327 to 2396 and encodes 689 amino acids.
AUGUUGUUGAUCAAAUUUGCUUAUUUUUGCAAGAAUUGAUAUUGGUAAAUUAGCUACAUCGUUGAAGUCAUUCACUUGUGUCUGAAAUAUCCAAAAUUUGAAUGCGUUGUACCUCUAUGAGCAUGAUAAUUUUCAGUGUAUGAAUGUUUUUGGUACUAAUCUUACCUGGGUAAUUUCAAUUUCUAUUGAUUAAAGCCAUUGGUAGUGAUAUUAUGGUCAUAAAUCAUGUUUUUCAAUAUUUUUGAGAAUUUCGUUAAACUUGGAUUCCUAGUACUGCACCUGAACAGUUACGGAUCGUGCCAUUUGAAAUACUGGAAUAGGAAUGAAUGAUUUCUGGAUAUCUGAUUUUGGGAAAUGGAUAUCCUAUUUCUACAAAUUGGUAUCGUCUUUCUGUGAAUAGGGACGAGAAAAUGGAAGAAAGGCUCAACCAAAACUGUAGUAGUAAGGAGGAGGAAGAAGGUAUCACAACAACAAGGAUAUUUGUGGGAGGAUUGGGAGAAACUGUGACCAGCGAUGAUAUUAACAAGAUGUUGUCAUCUUUGGGAACGGUUAAGGUAGUGGAUAUUAUGAGGACCAAAGGUCGUAGCUUUGCUUACUUGGACUUCCUUCCCUCAUCCGCAAAAUCUCUUUCCAAACUCUUCAGCACGUAUAAUGGGUGCUUCUGGAAGGGAGGGAGGUUGAAACUUGAAAAGGCUAAAGAACAUUAUCUUGUUCGCUUGAGUCGGGAGUGGGCUGAAGAUGGUGAACUUGCAAUUAGUCAACCUAGUAAUAGUAUUGAUAAAAAUACAAAUAUCGUCGCUUCAGAUAAGCUCAAGAAAACUGUGAAUCAAGAAAAGUCUCAGCUGCGGAUUUUCUUUCCCAAGUUGAGAAAGAUGAAGUCAUUACCUUUUAGUGGAACUGGCAAGCACAAAUAUAGUUUCCAACGCAUUGAAGUUCCUUCUCUCCCAACCCAUUUCUGUGAUUGUGAGGAGCACUCUGGUCCUCCUCACAUUGCUCAAAAACAAUACUUUUGUGAUCCAGAGUCACAAAGUGGUGGGAUGAACAAGGAUGAGCUUAAUGUGAUGAACUCAGUAAUGAACAAGAUCUUUGAGAGGGAAACUGAUUUAAAGGUGGCAUAUAAUGUGACUGGACUGACCAAGGGAGGACAUGAUUCCCUCAAAUCAACUAAUGAACGGCUAAUUGAUGACAAUGAAUCAGAUCAUGCAGCAGACGAGGAUGAACUGCGAGUUGAUGGCAAUGAAUCAGAUCUUGUAGAAGAUGAGGAUAACCUUGUAAUUAACAUGUUCACUGGGAGACACAGAAUGGCUUUGCUAGGGAGCCAGGAACAGGAAGCAAUAUCAAUGAAUCAGAAGUCAAGAUUCAAUGAUACCUGGACAUCGACAGAUGGGCCAGCCCCGAUUACUUUACCUUCUACCAAGAAGAGGAAAUCACUUCAUAUUGAUGAGAGUGAUGGAAAUGAAUUUUUGUCUGCCAUCCCUGGAAAGAAGCCAAGCUUGCAAACCCAUUCAAAUGAUUCAGGAGUACAAUCGGGUGCACAAACUAGUGAACUGAGACCAGGCAUCCAGAAAACAACUGCCAAUCUUUCAUGGUCUCAGAAAUCUUCAUGGAGAGAACUUGUUGGUGAUAAGGGCAACAAUCCGUUCAUCAUCUCAGACAUGCUGCCAGGUGUUGGUUCAAGAAAACAAGAGCAGGUGAAGUCUGAUGGUCGAAAUGUGCAUGAUAUUAUUGACAGCAAAAAGCAAAACCUAGUAAACUAUGAAAACUUGGAAGCCCAAUCUGGAAAAUUGAAAGGGCUGGAGGGCCUCGCAGAAGCUCAGCCUCCCAUACCUGAUGGAGUUGUAAAAAGUUCUGGUAGAGGUGCUUCAUGGCUCCAGAAAUCCUCAUGGACGCAACUUGUUAGUGAGGCUAAUACUAGUUCAUUCAGCAUCUCACAAAUUCUGCCUGGGAUUCCUUUGGAAAAACAAAAGCUACCAAAAUUCUCUGAUGUGGACCUUGCAGUUUCCAGUGGUAGCAAGCACCAUGAUCAGGUGAAGCCGCAUACAAGUGAGACUAUAAGAGAUGGAAAUGAAAAAUUGGAAGUUGGAAAAGGAUUCACUACUACUAGUAGCUCUGAUAUGGUAGCUUUGGAUGAAGAACAUAAUUUUGUUGAUCUGGAUGUUGAGAAGAGUACACCAGAAAAAGGUGUGCAGAUGAUAGGCAAUAAUGAAGUUUCUGCUCGAACACUUAGGAAGAAACCUCACAUAGGCCCCAAGCAAACAUCUAUCAAGGAUGUUAAAAUUGGUGAAACAUGCUCUUUCAUGAGAACUGCUGCUUCUGUGAAAGAAUGGAGUAAAACUAAAGCAGCUCUAAGUGGGUCGCUGAAGAAAAAAAAUAAUGAGAAUGCUAUGAACUCCUGAGAUAUGUUUAAAGUAACAUUGAUAAGUUAGUGCAGCUUCAAAAUUAUUUAGCACGGUUAGAGGCCAUGAGACAAAAAUACCUCUUCAACCAAGUUUGAACAACAAGGUCUGUUUGACUAAAAUAGGGGAUCAUUUGAGCUGGCAAAGGUUGUGGAAAUGCAGCGUGAUGUGAACUCUUCAUGUUGUAAUUUUAAUCUCUUUAUUUGGAUCCAAUUUAAGAUGCAAGCUAUUAGUAUUAGUACAUCACUAUGAACUAGUUCUUAUGGUCUAUUUUUUUAUGUUAUUAACAUUUGAUCAA